Macrobrachium nipponense is the source of this 3447-nucleotide messenger RNA. Its product is annotated as protein unzipped-like. Bases 384 to 1721 code for a protein of 445 amino acids. The transcript is spliced from 2 exons. NCBI's taxonomy places the organism in Eukaryota, Metazoa, Arthropoda, Malacostraca, Decapoda, Palaemonidae. The record is from RefSeq and is a predicted model, not a curated record.
CCCGAGUCAGUUGUUGUUUGGGCGUCAGAGCGAGCGGACGUGUUACGCUCCUCUCCCUGUCAAGGCAUCACUGGGAUUCGGCCAAAAAACCCCCGCAAAAGAAAUUCUCCAAUUUCCUUCCCUUUAGCAUCAUCGUCUGCCCCAAUGACCAGACGCAUGACGUGGAAUAUUUAACAAAGCAGUUGUCCCUGAGAAGUGAUUUGUGUAGUUGCGAAUAUUCCCACCACCGAAGUGUUUGUUUGAUGUUACAAAGUUCUGGAAGUUGACGAACCGGAGGAUUAAAGGAUUCGUCACUCGUAUCAAUUUCUAAAAAAAAAAAAAAAUAAAGUCUCUUUCGGGAGAUACGAGGAAUAUUUCAGACGACGGCGACGCACGUGACAAUUAUGAUAAUGAUGAAGUUGUAUAGAGCGGAAAUCAACGUCUUUAGGUUAGGAGCGGUUAUGAUGGCCCUCAUCAUCGGAGCCUCAGCCAGUCUGGACAUGGCCAAAAUCCGGCAGGAAGGAGGCCGGAUGAUCACUUCCUCCACCCUGGCAUGGCUGGAGAGCCACCCAAGAGGGCACCCUCACGCAGUCCUCGUGAACGAAGACGACCCAACGACAGUCUGGUGCCGAGCUCAGAAACACUCUCACUGGAUGGCCGGUUCGAUGCACAACGGAGUCUGCACCGUCCCUUACUUCAACAAUCCACUGAGGGCCGAGGACAAGUUCGAGAUCUUGAUAUCCGUGAAUGGGUCGGCAAAAGUGAGGUAUAUGGAGUGGGAUAGAUACCUAGCCCCACCUCACAAUGCCGUUGCGGCCCAGCCGAAGCUGUUUCUGGCAGUACGCAUGGCCGAGAAGGGAGUUCCGGAGGCUGGGUUUUUAUCGCCCAUGGAAAGGAGAGUCCACUUGGUGUCUGGAAACGCUGUGGAGGUGGUUGACAAGGCACUGGUGCUGGUUGAAGAUCAACCAGUCAGGUAUGACCUCAGGGGAGUCAAUCUGGAUGCCAGUCGGACCUCAGUAGACCACGAAGAUAAAGUUCUGGCUUCUGCCAAGCUUCUGAAUCCUGGUCCAUCACGGCAGCAUGUGGUUGAAGCCAGAGAUGUCGUAGUUGCUCACCUAUCCUACUGGGGACAAGUUAAAGGCACAUAUACUGGUCUUCCAGCACACGUGGUAUCCCCUCCUCCCGACAAUGAUGAGAGAGAUAUCUACUGGGGAAUUCAAAACGAAUUUGACAGCGCACACAGAGAGUUGCUGGAAUACAGCCUUCCUCCUGGAACGGGAGUCAACGUAAAACUGAUCGGAACAAUUCGCAAAACAGAGGCACCGUAUUACGCAUCACUGACAGCUGUUUACGAAGAUGGGGACCAGACCUCAAGAGUUAUCGAAGGCUUGCACAUGGAUCGAAGACUCAUCUUACUCCGUGCAGAGUAUUCCAAACCUUACUUCAUUCACAACAACACAGAGCUCGACGUCGCAGAACAAUCUACAAUUCUAUACAAGUCUACUACAACAACUACAACCACAACUACUUCUACCACAACUACUACCACACCUGAGCCACCAAAAUUAUCCAUGGUAGGGCCCGAAAAGCCAAAAAGUGACUCAUUAAGUACAACGUCGGAACAAGAGUUGGUAGUGACCCUCAAUAAUGCUGGAUUAACUAAAGCCCCAGUGAGCCUUGCUUUCUUACCAUCAAUAUUAGCUGCAAUAAUUCUCUGGUGUUUGUCAACUAGGAGCCCUUGAAACAAGUGAUUUGUCUACUACUCUAAGUAAACCAUUUUGGAUACUUAUGUUCUGAGGUGAAAAUAAUAGGCUGCUGGGCUGAAACAAGAAAAUUAGUAAUGUGAUCAUUUCAUUAGAAAUAAAAGUGUACUCAGGAUCUUUGAAACUGGAAAUGUCUCGAAAAAACAUAUCAGGAAAAGAUACCUUAGGUUAUUUACAUAGAGUAAUGUGAACUCAGAGGACCAACAUGUGAUAAUCCAAAGUGUUUCAUUCACGUAUUGGGGUAGCAAUCACAAAGUCAUUUCCUGCACACUACUUGAAGUGCAUAGCACAAACAAGAAGCAAUAUACGUAUACUGUAAUGAUCAACUCUAUAUAAAUUAAUCUGAUCCUCUACAAGCCUUAGUGUGGCUUACUAUAAAUUUUCUCAGUUUUUGGCAAUCAAAUCCACAUCAUGUGGUCACUUUUCUGGUCAGAAAAACGUGAAUGUAUUUCAAGUGAACGAAAUCUGAUUCUCUCUCUGGAAGGACAGUUUACUUAUUUCUGGUGACCAUAACUCUGUAUACAUAAAAAGGUCUCCUUGACGGUCUUUCAGCGUUGCCAGCAGCUACGUGGUGAAAAGGACGCAGUCCUCUAGUUUAAAUCUUGCUUCUCUACUUCUUUCAAAAUACAGGCUUUCUUGUCCGAAAUGAUAAACUAUCUUGUGGGCCAUUUUCUCAGGAUAUCAACACCAGAAAAGACAAAGGAAAUAUGUCUAUAAAAAGGUCUGUCACAAGCCUGACUAUGUGUCACCCAUCUCUUGGGUAACUGCUUCUGCUUUCCACUGCAUAGUGGGUGUGGAAGUUCAGUCUGGAUUCUUGGUAAUCUGGCCUCUCCUAACAGGAGUCAAAGCGGUUAAAAAUCCAUGUUUGUCAGCGUAAAUAAAUAGUAAUACAUAGAGUGAGCUCACAAUGGCAUGAAUGAGUGGAACUAAAUGUUUUCAUUCACAAUUACAAUGAAAGUGCGACUGGGGUAGCGUGCGAGAGUGUAUAUAAAUAUACUAAGUGUAUAAGUUUUAUUGUACAUUGCAGAUAAUUAUCUAUUAAAAAAAAAAGGCUUUUUCUCUCUGAUCACCAGAGUGCUGGUCUCUCUACUAUAUAUUGCAAGCGUGUUAUUUAUUUCUCCAGAUUAUCUUUUUUCUUAUUACCACAAACCUCCAGAAUGUUAAGCCUACAAACAACCCAACAUUAAUACUAUAAGCAAUUCCACGGGCUAUGCACUGAACUCGGUAAAUACAGAUGACACUAGACACAUUUUCCAAGGCGACUUGAUCUCAAGAUAUACAACUGACGCUACAACACACACUCAUGUUCCAAGGAGAUUUGAUCUCGGGAAUCACACCAACACUGGAAAUACACAGAUAUCUUAGGUGGUGAGUUGACUUACAAAAUACUUAACAUACUAAUGAGCUGUCUACUAAUGCUUCCAAAUAUCCACGCUGAGGAGGAACACAACGUUGUGUUUGCUUAGGGUCUCACAAUAGUGCUGAAAACAGAUGAUGCCUGGUCUUUUAUGCUUUAGGUUUUCUUUACUGGAUAACUACAAUGCACAAGACACUUGUGGGUGGAGAUGGCAAGCAGCACAUACCUUUGCCUGGUUUGGCUUCGCAAUAUGCUGAUAAUGUAAGCUUGAACGUUACUGUGUGUGUGUGUGGGGAAAAAACGUUCUGGUGAGGGACGCUUUUUUUUUUUUUUUUUUUUUUUUUUUUC